GGGCAUAUUUGAACAAAACCACCUUCUUUCUCACAACUGGCCGAAUCACCCAUACCAUGCCACAGUAAUGAACAUACUACAAGCGAAAUCCAGACUUCUGAACGAAAACUACAACACCUACUCCAACGCCAUUGACAGCUUGAAUGCUGCUUUGCACCUGGAGUUACCACUUCUAGCACAUGACCAAAAGCUGGAUUCUAUGCAGGUCGCUGCUGUACAUGACUACAUUAAUGACCGAGUGACGCUUUUUCGUUUCUUGAAACGCUGCGAAUAUGUAGUACCAUCCGCACUGGCCCUCAUGCUGGACACAAUACAAUGGCGUUUAAGGGAAAAUGUUGACUCGUUUAGCUGGGACCGUCUACCAAGCGAAUUGCAGCAAAGUGGGAUUGUAUUCUUUCGCAACUACGAUAAACUUAACAGACCUAUCGGAUUCGUUCGGCUGCGCCAUUUUCCAAAAUUUAGUCAAGGAAGCCUUAUUGACAAUAUCAAGCCAUUGGUCAUUUACGUCAUGGAAACCGCUCGUAAAAUGACGUUAGAUCUUACCAAGCAACGAGAAUUAGAUGGGAUGCAAUGCCCCCUUACCUCUCAGAUGGCGGUAGUCAUAGACAUAAAAAAUGCCCCUUUCCUGCCGCUGGACGCCGAACUACCAGGUGUGUUGAUGGAUAUUAUGGAUAAUCGAUAUCCGGGGUUCGUAGGAAGUGUAUAUAUCCUUAAUUAUGGAUGGAUGUACGCUGGCCUAUGGCAAAUGAUCAAGCUGCUCUUAUCUGAAGAUGCAAAAUCACGCAUUAGCUUUCCAAGCACUGCAGAGGUACUCAACUUCGUCAGUUCAGAGUCGCUAUUAUCUGAUUUAGGAGGAGCCGAUGACUACGAAUGGUCUCUUGAAAGCGACUUGAUAUUACAAAAAUACGCAAUGAAAUCCACCAUGGAUAACCUAUCCUCCAAACACAUCUCCAUAGAGCAACCACCUUCACCUGUUCCAUCCACCCCUCGCCUCUCCCGAAGUUAUUCAAAUGAAUCCAUCCUAUCCUCUUCUGAUGUUUUCUACGAUGCAACGUCGGAGCCGCGACCACGAUCGUCCUCACUUAUGUCUAAUAGUUCAGUAUAUCUCUCUCCUCGCUCUAUGUCGGUGUCAUCAAGUGCCUAUGGAACGCCAACCAUAGGGAGUCCCUAUCUGUUUCCGAUUGCAACCCGCGCCUACGACUCCAUACCCCCAGCUAUUACGCCGUCUGCUGUAUCUCGACCCUAUACUGGUUUACACACUGGACUGGCUUUUUUGACGUCCUUAUUCACUAGAGUUAAUCCUAAUGUUCAUCAAACUCACCCCAAUGGUGCUAUUCCGCCUUUCAUUCUGGAAGAGCGACUACAUAUCUUACAGGAACAAGGUUUGCCCCAAUUUGAAUUACUCCCAGACGUUGGUAACCUUGUUCAAUUCGAGGAGGAUCAACGCAAAAUCCAGUCCGCCAUCAUUAGUCGAACGGCCCGAUUUCCUAACCUCCUUUCACCUUCGCAUCCACAAUCUCCCUUUGUCACACAUCCUUUCUCAUCACAACUAAUAAGAGCAGAGCGGCGAAUCACGAGGACGGUCAGAAAGGCGUUCAGGCUGACUUUCAAGUUCAAUGGCGCGUUCUACUGGGUUGUAUUAUAUCUAUUACUUCGAGGCGGCCUGGAGGAUGUAGCAAAGGCAACGACCGAGACUCUUGUUCAGGUUGUUGUUGGAGGUAGUUCUGCCUCUGCUGGAUCAAGUAUUAGUCUUAAGCGUGGCGUUAUAUUAGGAAGUGCCGGAGCGGCUGUUGCUGGCUUAAUUGGAAUGAGCAUAGGCUCAGGCUAUUGAAGAUAACACAUAGACAGCUUGCAAAUUGUAAAAAGUAUAAAGUAAAGCAUUAAAGUAUUGGAAAAAAUAAGCGGGUCAGAAUGGA
Umbelopsis ramanniana AG is the source of this 1916-nucleotide messenger RNA. RefSeq lists its product as uncharacterized. The transcript has 4 exons. The coding region runs from base 68 to 1831 and encodes 587 amino acids. The record is from RefSeq and is a predicted model, not a curated record. Lineage: Eukaryota; Fungi; Mucoromycota; Umbelopsidomycetes; Umbelopsidales; Umbelopsidaceae.